Molecule: messenger RNA, 135 nt
Organism: Pyricularia pennisetigena
Lineage: Eukaryota; Fungi; Ascomycota; Sordariomycetes; Magnaporthales; Pyriculariaceae
Exons: 1
Coding region: 1-135 (44 amino acids)
Source: RefSeq, a predicted model, not a curated record
AUGGCUUGGGGUUUCAUAGGUUUGACCUGGUCAGAUAGCGUGGGGGAGAAGUUGGGCAUCGUACCCAGUGAAAAGGAGAAGAAGGAUUUGGAGAGGCUGAAGCCUAGUAUCACCGUUGUUGAGAGAGACCAGUGA